CUGCCGCUAGCCGGGCUGCGUGCGGGGCGGCGCUGGAGGCGGCUCCGUCCGCGGCCGGGGAGGCGGAGGGGAGGAGGGCUUGCGGGGCUGGGGCGUUAGCUGCGUCCCGGCUGGAAGCCCGCGAAGAGAACUAGGAGGAAGGCGCCGCCGUGGCCGCGGCCGCAGUGUUCGGGCGCGACAAGCCAUGAGCAGCGACCCCGCGGGCGACGCCGCCGUCCCUGGCAGCCGCUGAGCCCGACCCCCAGGCAGCUCGCCGCUCCCUAGCACCUUCUCCAGUCGACACUCUCGCGCCCAGAGAAACAUGAUUCCUGUGACAGAAUUCCGGCAGUUCUCUGAGCAGCAGCCUGCCUUCCGAGUGCUGAAGCCAUGGUGGGAUGUGUUUACCGAUUACCUCUCAGUAGCCAUGCUCAUGAUCGGCGUGUUUGGAUGUACUUUACAGGUCAUGCAAGACAAGAUAAUCUGCCUUCCGAAAAGAGUGCAGCCUGCUCAGAACCACUCUUCCCUUUCGAAUGUCUCUCAAGCAGUUGCCAGUACCACUCCACUGCCUCCACCUAAACCAUCUCCUGCUAACCCCAUCACUGUGGAAAUGAAAGGCCUGAAGACAGAUUUGGACCUUCAGCAGUACAGCUUUAUAAAUCAGAUGUGUUAUGAGCGAGCCCUCCACUGGUAUGCCAAGUAUUUCCCUUACCUUGUCCUCAUCCAUACCCUGGUCUUUAUGCUCUGCAGUAACUUUUGGUUCAAAUUCCCUGGCUCCAGCUCCAAAAUAGAACAUUUCAUCUCCAUUCUGGGGAAGUGUUUUGACUCUCCUUGGACCACACGGGCUUUAUCUGAAGUGUCUGGGGAGGACUCAGAAGAAAAGGACAACAGGAAGAACAACAUGAACAGGUCCAACACCAUCCAAUCUGGUCCAGAAGGCAGCCUGGUCAACUCUCAGUCUUUAAAGUCCAUUCCUGAGAAGUUUGUAGUUGAUAAAUCCACUGCAGGGGCUCUGGAUAAAAAGGAAGGUGAGCAGGCUAAGGCCUUAUUUGAGAAGGUGAAGAAGUUCAGGCUGCAUGUGGAAGAAGGUGAUAUUCUAUAUGCCAUGUAUGUUCGCCAGACUGUACUUAAAGUUAUCAAAUUCCUAAUCAUCAUUGCAUAUAAUAGUGCUCUGGUUUCCAAGGUCCAGUUUACAGUGGACUGUAAUGUGGACAUUCAGGACAUGACUGGAUAUAAAAACUUUUCUUGCAAUCAUACCAUGGCACACUUGUUCUCAAAACUGUCCUUUUGCUAUCUGUGCUUUGUUAGUAUCUAUGGAUUGACGUGCCUUUAUACCUUAUACUGGCUGUUCUACCGUUCUCUACGGGAAUAUUCCUUUGAGUAUGUCCGUCAGGAGACUGGAAUUGAUGAUAUUCCAGAUGUGAAAAAUGACUUUGCUUUUAUGCUUCAUAUGAUAGAUCAGUAUGACCCUCUCUAUUCCAAGAGAUUUGCAGUGUUCCUGUCUGAAGUCAGUGAAAACAAAUUAAAGCAGCUGAACUUAAAUAACGAAUGGACUCCUGAUAAACUGAGGCAGAAGCUACAGACAAAUGCCCAUAAUCGACUGGAAUUGCCUCUUAUCAUGCUCUCUGGCCUUCCAGACACUGUUUUUGAAAUCACAGAGUUGCAAUCUCUAAAACUUGAAAUCAUUAAGAACGUAAUGAUACCAGCCACCAUUGCACAGCUAGACAAUCUUCAAGAGCUCUCUCUGCACCAGUGUUCUGUCAAAAUCCACAGUGCGGCGCUCUCUUUCCUGAAGGAAAACCUCAAGGUCUUGAGCGUCAAGUUUGAUGACAUGAGGGAACUCCCCCCCUGGAUGUAUGGGCUCCGAAAUCUGGAAGAGCUGUACCUAGUUGGCUCUCUAAGUCAUGAUAUUUCCAGAAAUGUCACCCUUGAGUCUCUGCGGGAUCUCAAAAGCCUUAAAAUUCUCUCUAUCAAAAGCAACGUUUCCAAAAUCCCUCAGGCAGUGGUUGAUGUUUCCAGCCAUCUCCAGAAGAUGUGCAUACAUAAUGAUGGCACCAAGCUGGUGAUGCUCAACAACUUAAAGAAGAUGACCAAUCUGACAGAGCUGGAGCUGGUCCACUGUGACCUGGAGCGUAUUCCUCAUGCUGUGUUCAGCCUACUCAGCCUCCAGGAAUUGGACCUGAAGGAAAACAAUCUGAAAUCUAUAGAAGAAAUCGUUAGCUUUCAGCACUUAAGAAAGUUGACAGUGCUAAAACUGUGGCAUAACAGCAUCACCUACAUCCCAGAGCAUAUAAAGAAACUCACCAGCCUGGAACGCCUGUCCUUUAGUCACAAUAAAAUAGAGGUGCUGCCUUCCCACCUCUUCCUAUGCAACAAGAUCCGAUACUUGGACUUAUCGUACAAUGACAUUCGAUUUAUCCCCCCUGAAAUUGGAGUUCUACAAAGUUUACAGUAUUUUUCCAUCACAUGUAACAAAGUGGAAAGCCUUCCAGAUGAACUCUACUUCUGCAAGAAACUUAAAACUCUGAAGAUUGGGAAAAACAGCCUAUCUGUACUUUCACCGAAAAUUGGAAAUUUGCUAUUUCUUUCCUACUUAGAUGUAAAAGGUAAUCACUUUGAAAUCCUCCCUCCUGAACUGGGUGACUGUCGGGCUCUGAAGCGAGCUGGUUUAGUUGUAGAAGAUGCUCUGUUUGAAACUCUGCCUUCUGACGUCCGGGAGCAAAUGAAAACAGAAUAACUUAUUUUUCGUUAAAGUUUGACUGAAACACGCUUCUACCAAAUACAGUAUAAAUAAUUAGGUAGUCUUAAUGCCUUUCCUAUUUUUUUUUCCUUUUCACACAAAACAAAAUGUACACAAAGAUCGCGUAAGGAGUAUGUAUUUUUAAUAAAAAUUUAAUUGUAUUUUUUCAAUAUUAAUAUUUUGAAGUUUUAUUUGUCUUGAAACACAAUGUAUCUAUUAUCUACUGACAGAAAGAGAUAGUUCCAUUUGGUUUUUUGUUUUUGUUUUUUAGUUCAUUCUUGUGGAAAGGAGGGAAUUAUAAGUUGCAUGCUUUUUGGCAUUUUUUAAAUAGGGGAAGAUAUUUUGCCAAGGCCGUUUUUAACUUGUUUACACCUGUACAGGGUUCUUAUUUUUGUUUUCAUUGUGUGUGUAUCAAGGAAUCUGUGCUAAUUAUUUUAAUACCAGCUGCCUUCUCCAUUGGCCAAGACCUUCAUUCAGUGGAACUUCACAUAAGUGCAUUGUCAUAGAGUAUUUUAAAUGUUCCCCUGCCUCCAACAAAACCCUAAACUGUGUUAUUUCAUAUACCUGACAGUUAUUGUUAUCCUUAGGCAAGGUUUUUGUGAGUGAAGAAAAUAAUCUUUAGUAGCUGGUAUGUUUGAAUUAGGCCUUUAUCAUUUAACUUAUUUGCAUUUUACCAACAUUUUAAAAAUAUUUAAAACCUAAAUACAAAGGCUCCUCCCACCUUAAUCUCAAUACUGCUAUGUAUUACUGGUGAACAACUUUGGAGAACCUAGAUUUAUUUUAAUAUUCUAAUAGAUAAUUAAAUUUUAAAAUGAUAGAAUUAGAAGCCUGGUUUUUGAGUAAUUUAAUCAUCUUUCAUAUCUUGAUAUGCAGCUGCAUCAGAUGGAAAAAAAUUUACUAAAGCACCCUGUUAAAGAGCUGGUGUGCUCCAGUGAGGCCCUCUCCUUUUCUCAGAACAGUGUGGCAGUGGUAAUCUAUUCAAAUUUUGCCUGUUACAAAAAAUAAUCCACUUAUAUAUACAGUCAGCCUUCCGUACUUGUGGGUUCUGCAUCUGUGGAUUCCACCAACUGUAGAUGGAAAAUACUCAAAAAGAAAGUUGUGUCUGUACUGAAUAUGUACAGACUUUUUCCUUGUCAUUAUUCCCUAAACAAUACAGCGUAACAACUAUUUAAAUAGGAUUUACAUUGUUUUAGGUAUUAUAAAUUACCUAGAGAUGAUUUAAAGUAUAUGGGAGGAUGUGCAUAGGUUAUAUGCAAUUUCUGCACCAUUUUAUGUCAAGGAUUUUGAACAUCCUCAGAUUUUGGUGUUCGAGGGCAUCCUGGAAUCAAUUCCCCAUGAUACCGAGGGAUGACUGGAUAUUAAUCGAUUUCCCUCAAGCCUGCCCUUGCUGUGAACUAGUGCUACAAGCACGGGAACUCCAUCUGCUCUCUGGCUUAAAAUAUGUAUCUCAUCUAAAAUUGUUCGUUAAAGUGUGAAGAAAUUGCUAAGUGGUUGUUGCUUAGCAAUAAUUUUUGCCUGACCAUCAGCAGAGCUUUUAUUUACCUUUGUAAUUAAAAUCCAACAUAGCAUGGGCUCUUGGGCAAAAUAUUUCACUGACUAUUAAGCACGUAGAACAGGAAAAUGAAAUACACUAUUUGUGCCCUUGACCUAGAACCAGAACCACUAAUUAUGAGAACUUUGUUUUAUGUACCAAAUUCACAUUGACCAUUUUCUGAGCUCUAGACUGAUCUUAGUAAGUUUUGUGACUUAACAAUGAAAGAAAGUAGAAAGAUGCUUUGGGUUUUCAAAAUGUUGUUUUUUAAAAUUGCUCUUUGGGUGAAUUUACUCAGUGCUGCUUUGAGUUGUAUACAGAAACAAAUGUUGGGAAUUGCUCCUCAGAAAUGUGUUCCUAAGUUGUGUUUUCAACUUUACAUCAUGAGGUGAAGCAUUAGGGAAAGAGAUUCUUUCGAUUUGUUUAAUAAUCUAAUUAUACAGACCAAAGUGCUUUACGUUUCUGCUCUAUGUUAAUGUUUUAGAAUGGUGAUUUUGCUGAUUAAUUUAGACCUGGAAUUGAAAUAAUGUGCUCAGAAUAAUAACAUGGUUAUAGUUCUUGUAUGAUAAAGUAUUCAAUUUCAGAAUAGUGUUGGAAUCCUGAGUUUGAAUAAUGUGUUGUAUUUAGAAACAUAGCCCUGGCCGGGCGCGGUGGCUCACGCCUGUAAUCCCAGCACUUUGGGAGGCCGAGGCGGGCGGAUCACGAGGUCAGGAGAUCGAGACCAUCCUGGCUAACACGGUGAAACCCCGUCUCUACUAAAAAUACAAAAAAUUAGCCGGGCGUGGUAGCGGGCGCCUGUAGUCCCAGCUACUCGGGAGGCUGAGGCAGGAGAAUGGCGUGAACCCGGGAGGCGGAGCUUGCAGUGAGCCGAGAUCGCGCCACUGCACUCCAGCCUGGGCGACAGAGCGAGACUCCGUCUCAAAAAAAAAAAAAAAAAGAAAGAAACAUAGCCCUAUCUGUUUUAAACAAAUAAUUUGUUGGCUGAUUGUCCAUGGUUGAGCAUGACAAAAAUACCUCGUCGAAAGGCAAGCUUAGGUAACUGCUGGCAAAACACUGGGUGCACUAUUUUUCUGGAUAAAAUUUAUAGUUAUUUUCUAUAUUACCCUUCAAAAGGGAUCUCUUCAGGUUAAAAAUCACGCUUAUGCUGAAGUCUUUAUCUGGUGUUAACUAAAAAUCUCAUAUGGGUUCAUAACCGAGGUCACUAAUAAUUCAUUUUUAUCACUUGUAAAAAUUUGCUCAAAAUUCCAAAAAAAUAUUGAUUUGUUUUUUAGUGAUUUUGCAGGCUGACUCCCAACCUAAGUUUUGAUAACAUCUAGUAAGUCAGUAUAGUUCUGUGACUUCAUGUUUUAACUAAGAAGGAAAAUUCAUAGAUAUUCCUAUUAGAUUUUAUAAACCUUCUAAAGUCUCAAACUUAAUUUUGAGUCUAAAUUUUCUGACACUGGCCCCUUUUAAUAUUGUAAGUUUUUGUUCACUUUCUUAAGUAAAAAAAACAUUUAAUUACUAGUUAGCCCUUAACUGGGAAACUCAGGUAAUGAACUGCUGGCUUUUCUAAAGUUCUUUAACUGAUCAGUUCUGUAUAGAGGGAUAUUUAUCUAACCACUUUCUGUAUUUUACAAGUGCUCUUUCUAAAAAGGAAUAACUAUUAUAGCUCUAUUUCCCCAAUCUCUAUAGGACUCAUGAGAAAUUGCUUGUGUAAAUAUAAAAGCACCAUAUGUGUUCUUAACUCCUAUGGCUGCUUGAAGCUCAUGAUGAAAAAGUCUUUUUGUCAGUUUUAAUUGUUAAGUACAGAACAAACAAUUGUUUGGUGAUGGCCUGGUUGAAAGAGAGCAUAUAAAUAUAUCCCAGUGGAACUCACCAAAGAAGACCACACCUCAGAAAUUAUUGCAUUUUCUCAUUAUGUGUUGGGUUUGAUUUGCUUUUGUUUUUAAUGCAGCUCUUUUAAUAUAAAGAUUCUUGAUACAGUGAAAUCUCUUAUUUCAAGUGUAAGUUAUUCUUCACCCACCCCUUCCCCUGCCAUUGUAUUUCCCAUCUCUUUCAAGGAGUUUCAACAAUUUACAUUGCAUCAUAUGCAGUAGGUACUGCUUUUUCAGAAAGACCUGGAAAACAUACCUGCUAUGAGUAUUUUGUUCAGAUGUAGCCAGUUACCUGGCUCUCAAGUUGUCUUUGUGGAGAGGGUCUUAGACAAAAAUCUUCCUUGUAUUUACUUGGGUUAAGUGAAGUCCAAAUUCUUACAGUAUGCUAUUUCAGGAUUUCUGAUAUCAAAAAAGAAAAAACAAAAUCUUUAUAUCUCUUAUUAACACUUCCCCCAAGAAGGGUUGUGCUGUUAUUUAUUUUCUAUUAUAAGAAAAGUUCAUUCUUUAAGUAGUUUCUUUUACCUCUAAUCUAAUUUCAUACCAAAUACCUGAUCAAUAGAAAUGAUAUAUUUAAGCAGCAAAGAUUCCUAAUCCAUCAUUAUGAAAAGUGUCAGCAUACUUAGUAGUGAACAGAUAAAGUCAAUUUGAAUAUAAUUCCACUUUGUUUUUAGAGACUAAAUUAAGAUUCAAUUAACAUUAUCCUAUGAAUUCUGAAUGUGAUAAUGUGAUUCAAACAGUCAAAUUUCAUUAAGCUCUUAGUAACUCAGGAUAGCAUUCCAUACUAACCUCAAGUUAGCAAAACAAAUUAGUUAAACAGCUUGGUUCUUAGCAGACUGCUUAAAAGAUCAAGAAAAUUUUCUCAUCUUUUCUUUCUACUUAGAAACAUUGCAAGAAACCUUGGAUAGUCUUCACCAGACCUGCCAUGAUUUUAUAAGAUUUAGGCCUCAGUGACAUGCUUCUGAAAGUUUCCUGCCAGCCAUCCAAACUAAGCAUCCACUCAUUCCAUCUUCCCAAAGUCACUCACCGAUAAAGGUAGCAUCCUUAAGUUCAUUUUUGAAAGGUGGAGGAGGAUCUCCCCCUGCCCAAAGGAAUUUUUUUAUCAGAAUACCUUGAAAGGGGGGUAUAUAAAUUUGGAAAACUUAAUUUCUUGGCUGUGUUUGAUAACAGUUCCUAUGCAUGGUUUUUAAUGUGAUGUAAAUUUGUUUCUUUCUUCGGAAUACCUCUCUCCACCCCCCACCUUAUUCUUCCUCUUUAAUGAAUAUUUUUAUUGGAGCUCAAACUCCAUGACUUAUGUGCUAAGUUUUCUUUUUUCCCCUUGUUUACUCUGUCUGUAUGUAUGUCAAAAGCUGGCAAAACCUCUAAAACUGUCAAGAAAAUGCUUGAAAGUUGAUUUGUCAUAGUGCAAAUUCAUGAUAAAAUGUCUUAAUGUUAUUUGGAUAUGUAGUACAUAGAAACAGAAAAAUAAAGUCAUUUUUAUAACUUAAAAUA
Molecule: messenger RNA, 7588 nt
Organism: Pan troglodytes (chimpanzee)
Lineage: Eukaryota; Metazoa; Chordata; Mammalia; Primates; Hominidae
Gene: LRRC8C
Product: leucine rich repeat containing 8 VRAC subunit C
Exons: 3
Coding region: 302-2713 (803 amino acids)
Cellular component (GO): cytoplasm
Molecular function (GO): protein binding
Source: RefSeq, a predicted model, not a curated record